AUGUUUUGCUGCAUAGUAAAGUAUCCGCAAAUGUCUGGAAAUGGCAAAACUGUUGUAGCAUUAAUUCAGGUGAGAAGAAUCAUGUCUAUUUUGGCAGAAAAUGUUGCCACUCUGUCUGGCCAUGAAGAGCAGGUGUGGUGUGUUGCCUGGAAUCCAACAGGAACAUUAUUGGCUUCUUGUGGUGGAGAUAAAACAAUCCGGAUCUGGGGGCAGGAAGGUGAACGCUGGGUUUGCAAAUCUGUACUGACUGAUGGUCACACUCGUACCAUUCGCAGUGUUGCUUGGUCACCAUGUGGCAAUUAUUUGGCCAGUGCCAGUUUUGAUGCAACAUGUGGCAUUUGGAGCCGAAAAGGAGGAGAAUUUGAGUGUUUGGCUACUCUGGAAGGACAUGAGAAUGAAGUGAAGACUGUUGCCUGGUCCCAAAGUGGUAACUUCCUUGCAAGCUGUAGCCGUGACAAAACUGUGUGGAUUUGGGAAGUGACAGAUGAUGAAGAAUAUGAAUGUGCCAGUGUCAUCUAUGCCCAUAACCAAGAUGUCAAGCAUGUCACUUGGCAUCCAACCCAAGACAUUGUUGUGUCUAGCAGCUAUGAUGACACCAUCAAAUUUCUCAAAGAAGAUGCUGAUGAUUGGCAGACUAUAUCUGCAAGGAAUCCUUCAUUUUCAGCCAACAUAUCUGGAGCACCAUCAGUACACACACAAAUUUCUUAA
This is a messenger RNA of Acanthosepion pharaonis, 708 nucleotides long. The record is from the annotation of a GenBank genome assembly. NCBI's taxonomy places the organism in Eukaryota, Metazoa, Mollusca, Cephalopoda, Sepiida, Sepiidae.